Messenger RNA from Chelonoidis abingdonii (Abingdon island giant tortoise), 1733 nucleotides. It is a transcript of the gene RPL3L, whose product is annotated as ribosomal protein L3 like. Gene Ontology annotation, cellular component: ribosome; cytosolic large ribosomal subunit. The record is from RefSeq and is a predicted model, not a curated record. Gene Ontology annotation, molecular function: structural constituent of ribosome; RNA binding. Gene Ontology annotation, biological process: translation. NCBI's taxonomy places the organism in Eukaryota, Metazoa, Chordata, Testudines, Testudinidae.
GAGCCCGGUACCUCCCCUGCACCCCCCAAUCCAUCCAUUCGCAUAGAGCUUUGCCAGCCCGGGGAGUCGGUCCCAGGGCUCCUGCCAGCAGCACUAGCCCCAGGGGACCCCGGAGCCUUCCACCUAUUAGCCCCCCGGCACAAACUCCACAAGCCCUCUGGCUCCCUCCCAGGCCCAGAGGCAGGAAAAAGCUCGGGAAACCCGACUGUGGCUGUUGGGAGCCUAGGGCUGUACUCCUGCCUUUGCUUGGUCUGAGAGCCAGAGUGGAACCCGGAGUGCGGAGCCCAGCGCAUGCACCGACUGCCCCGGCUCGGCUCUGUAGCUCGCAGUCCCGCACGGGCAGCCUGCGCGAUCCCACGGGGCAGAGUGCACCGCUGUGUUACAGAGAAACACGCAGCCCUGCGUGCUGUAAUACCGCCGCCUUUCCAAGAGGAAAAGGGUAGGCCUCUGUCCCAUCGCAAGUUUUCGGCUCCGAGGCAUGGCCACUUGGGCUUCCUCCCUCAUAAGAGAAGCCGACGUCACCGCGGGAAGGUGAAGACCUGGCCCAAGGAUGAUCCCAGCAAGCCAGUCCACCUGACAGCCUUUCUGGGCUACAAAGCUGGCAUGACGCACAUCCUACGAGAAGUUCACAGGCCAGGAAUGAAGCUUUCCAAGAGGGAAGAGGUGGAAGCAGUCACAAUAGUGGAGACCCCGCCUCUGGUAGUGGUUGGGCUUGUGGGAUACGUAGACACUCCCAGGGGCCUGAGAAAUUUCAGGACCAUUUUUGCGGAGCACCUCAGCGAUGAGUGCAGACGCCGCUUCUACAAGAACUGGCACAAGAGCAAGAAGAAGGCCUUCACCAAGUACAGCAAAAAGUGGCAGGACAAGGAUGGGAAGAAACAGCUAGAGAAGGAUUUUGCAGCCAUGAAGAAGUACUGCAAGGUCAUUCGAGUCAUCGUCCACACUCAGAUGAAGCUGCUCCCUCUAUGUCAGAAGAAGGCCCAUGUGAUGGAGAUUCAGCUGAAUGGCGGGACGGUGGCCGACAAGGUGGACUGGGCUCACGAGAAGCUGGAGAAGCAGGUCUCUGUGCACACGGUCUUCAGCCAGAACGAAAUGAUCGAUGUCAUCGGGGUGACCAAGGGGCGCGGGAUGAAAGGGGUGACCAGCCGCUGGCAUGCCAAGAAGCUCCCAAGGAAAACUCACAAAGGCUUACGCAAAGUUGCCUGCAUUGGAGCCUGGCAUCCAGCCCGCGUGGGCUACUCCAUUGCCCGGGCUGGCCAGAAGGGCUACCACCAUCGCACGGAGCUCAACAAGAAGAUUUACCGUAUUGGCCGCGGAAUCCACGUACAAGAUGGCAAAAUAGUGAAGAACAAUGCCGCAACAAACUACGAUGUCACCGAGAAGACAAUCACGCCACUGGGUGGAUUUCCUCACUACGGUGCAGUCAACAAUGAUUUCCUGAUGCUGAAGGGCUGCAUCAUGGGCACUAAGAAACGCGUGCUCACUCUCAGAAAGUCCCUUCUGGGGCACAGCAGCCGUCGGGCUCUGGAACCCAUUGAACUGAAGUUCAUUGAUACCACUUCCAAGUUUGGCCAUGGCUGCUUCCAGACUGCUCAAGAGAAGAGAGCUUUCAUGGGCCCCCAGAAGAAACACCUGGUGAAGGAGAAGCCAGAAUCCCAGGAAGAAUUGUAGGGGAUUGAAGUACACAUGGCCACCUUAACCUGACACCUCCAAUAAAGGGACUUCAAACCAGG